GUGGGUGGUGCAGGGCAGGGGUGGUAUAUCCUGUCUGACCGAGGGCGGGCCCUGCCAGUGCCUGGAGACGGACGAGCCAGGGUGGAGGCGCCAGGAGCAGCUGCCGGGAGCCCUCACGCGGACCACUCACUCUAUGGCCAUAGGGAGCCGCUGAGAGCGACCAGAGCACGCUCCGCCAGCCUCUGCACCGCACCUCGCCCGCGCCUCUGCUCUCCAGGUCCCGGCCCUCGCCUUCUGCCACCAUGAACCACUCACCGCUCAAGACAGCCCUAGCGUACGAAUGCUUCCAGGACCAGGACAACUCCACGCUGGCUUUGCCGUCGGAUCAAAAGAUGAAGACGGGUACAUCGGGCAGGCAGCGCGUGCAGGAGCAAGUGAUGAUGACCGUCAAGCGGCAGAAAUCCAAGUCUUCCCAGUCGUCCACCCUGAGCCACUCCAACCGAGGUUCCAUGUACGAUGGCUUGACUGACAAUUACAAUAACUAUGGGACCACCAGCCGGAGCAGCUACUACUCCAAGUUCCAGGCAGGAAAUGGCUCAUGGGGCUAUCCGAUCUACAAUGGGACGCUCAAGCGGGAGCAGGACAACAGGCGCUUCAGCUCCUACAGUCAGAUGGAGAACUGGAACCGGUACUACCCCCGCGGGAGCUGCAACACCACCGGUGCAGGCAGUGACAUCUGCUUCAUGCAGAAAAUCAAGGCGAGCCGCAGCGAGCCCGACCUCUACUGCGAUCCAAGGGGCACCCUGCGCAAGGGCACCCUGGGCAGCAAGGGCCACAAGACCACCCAGAACCGCUACAGCUUUUACAGCACCUGCAGCGGUCAAAAGGCCAUCAAGAAGUGCCCGGUGCGCCCACCCUCGUGCACCUCCAAGCAGGACCCUGUCUAUGUGCCACCUAUCUCCUGCAACAAGGACCUGUCCUUUGGCCACUCAAGAGCCAGCUCCAAGAUCUGCAGUGAGGACAUCGAGUGCAGUGGGCUGACCAUCCCCAAGGCCGUGCAGUACCUGAGCUCCCAGGAUGAGAAGUACCAGGCCAUCGGGGCCUAUUACAUCCAGCACACCUGCUUCCAGGAUGAAUCUGCCAAGCAGCAGGUCUAUCAGUUGGGAGGCAUCUGCAAGCUGGUGGACCUCCUCCGCAGCCCCAACCAGAACGUCCAGCAGGCUGCCGCGGGGGCCCUGCGAAACCUGGUGUUCCGGAGCACCACCAACAAGCUGGAGACCCGGAGGCAGAACGGAAUCCGUGAAGCUGUCAACCUCCUGAGGAAGACUGGGAGCACCGAGAUCCAGAAACAACUGACUGGGCUGCUCUGGAACCUGUCUUCCACUGAUGAGCUGAAGGAGGAGCUGGUGGCCGAUGCUCUGCCUGUUCUGGCUGACCGGGUCAUCAUUCCUUUCUCGGGUUGGUGUGAUGGCAAUAGCAACAUGUCCCGAGAAGUGGUGGAUCCUGAGGUCUUCUUCAACGCCACAGGCUGCUUGAGAAACCUGAGCUCAGCCGAUGCAGGCCGCCAGACCAUGCGGAACUACUCGGGGCUUAUUGACUCCCUCAUGGCCUAUGUCCAGAACUGUGUGGCAGCCAGCCGCUGCGAUGACAAGUCUGUGGAGAACUGCAUGUGCAUCCUGCACAACCUCUCCUACCGCCUGGAUGCCGAGGUGCCCACCCGCUACCGCCAGCUGGAGUAUAACACCCGCAACGCCUACACGGAGAAGUCCUCCACCGGCUGCUUCAGCAACAAGAGCGACAAGAUGAUGAACAACAACUAUGACUGCCCGCUUCCCGAGGAAGAAACCAACCCCAAGGGCAGCAGCUGGCUCUACCACUCAGAUGCCAUUCGCACCUACCUGAACCUCAUGGGCAAAAGCAAGAAAGACGCUACCCUGGAGGCCUGCGCCGGGGCCCUGCAGAACCUGACGGCCAGCAAGGGGCUGAUGUCCAGUGGCAUGAGCCAGCUGAUUGGGCUGAAGGAAAAGGGCUUGCCACAAAUCGCCCGCCUCCUGCAAUCUGGCAACUCUGACGUGGUUCGUUCUGGGGCCUCCCUCCUGAGCAACAUGUCCCGCCACCCUGUGCUGCACAGAGUGAUGGGGAACCAAGUGUUCCCAGAGGUGACCAAGCUCCUCACCAGCCAUACUGGCAACACCAGCAACUCCGAAGACAUCUUGGCUUCCGCCUGCUACACUGUAAGGAACCUGAUAACCUCACAGCCGCAGAUGGCUAAGCAGUACUUCUCCGGCAGCACGCUCAACAACAUCAUCAACCUGUGCCGCAACAGUGCCUCGCCCAAGGCUGCAGAGGCUGCCCGGCUCCUCCUCUCUGACAUGUGGUCCAGCAAGGAGCUGCAGGGUGUCCUCAGACAGCAAGGCUUCGACAGGAAUAUGCUGGGAGCCCUAGCGGGGGCCAACAGCCUCAGGAACUUUACCUCCAGAUUCUAAGAAGAGACUGUAGCUUGCAGAAAGAUCUGACCUAGAUGAGAAGACCUCAGGCCUUGCUGGAUGAGUUAUUCUGUGCAGUAUUUGGAAAAGUUCGAGUGCAACUGAGAACAAACCUGAAAACUGUGGAUGAUGGAGAUAUUUUUAGAUUCUUUUUUUUUUCCUUGGGGGAACUGGCAGGCAAGGGUUGGGGAGGUUGGGGGGGACUUUCUUGAGUUAAAAGGGCUUACAUCUGAUGUCAAUACUUCCUUCUCUGAGAAAUGGUAUAUAUAUAUGUGUAUAAUGUAAGUGUGUGUGCGUGCGUGUGCGUGUGUGCGUGCGUGAGUGCCUAACAUAACUACAAACUGCAAAAGCUAGGUGUGCUGUAUCGUUGCAACUCAUAAGAUAGGGCAAAAGUGUCUCCAUGUCUCUCCCUCAUAGGCAGGAUGACAUGUGCUUUUAGGUUAGCUGCCCAUAGUUCUAGAAAUGUAUUAUGCCAGGGCAGGGACCCUCACCAGAGUCAGGCCACAGAGAAGCCCUACAGCCUCUCUGUGGCCAUCUCCCAGGGAAAGUGUGAGAGGAAGAAGAGCCGAGCUGGAGCUCACCUCCUUAAAAGGCUGCUUUGCAGGCAGGGAGGUUGGCUGGGGUGUCGAGGCUUGGUGUAUCUCAUGGGAAAAUCUGGUGCAUCUGACAAUGUUCCAUUCCCACAGUGCCACAAGGCCUGGGGUUGGGCAGGGUGUGGGGCUCUGGAAGGCACCAAGACAAUCUUGCUUGCUUAGCUGCGUGAGGUCGCCAGGGGAGUAGGAGCCAGAGAGAUGGAACUCAAGGUUCUCUUGGGCUGUAUAGCCCCAGAGCAGCCUCGACCUGCAAAGCCUCAGCCUACAAAGCCCCAGCUUCCAGGGAGCCUGUGCUGCAAGAUAAAGAAGGCAAAACAUGGUGCUCAAAGCCAAACAGCUGUUCUGGGAAUGGCUAUUUGGUCUCAUUUUCCCAGUGGAGAAGGAAACAGGCUGGGGCUGGGCAUCUACCUACUCAAGUUCCCGGUGGAACUAGGGAGAAAGGAGUUGGAAAUUAACCAGGAAAUUGCUUCCCACCAAACCUGCCACAUCAGGUGAGGGAGCUUUGGGUUCCAGAAGACCAAAGGAAGGGAGUUUGGAUAGACCACAACAGGGGAAUCCUAACAGCAAGCCCACAUCCCUGUCAGGGACCAUGCCUUACUACCCCGGGACCCCAGCCAUCCUAUCUCCAUUCUAUCUUUGUGAAACCCGUAGGGGAUGUGAUAAGAGGCCUGCCAGGGGCACCAGGCACCCCCUAGACUCCACACUGUGCAUUUAGGUGAGCAGUAGCAGAAGGGCCCCUGAGGACCUCAUGAGAAGACCUGUCUAUGCCAAUAGCCCUUAGUACAGACCACAAAAUGCAGCCUCCCAGGCUGGCAGGGUAGAUGUUUGGGAGACACUAACUGCCUAGUCUGUGUCCUUCUCUAGAAGAAUACAAGUGCUCCUUCUCUCCAUCAACCUCCAUCAGAACUCCUUUCUGGACUCAGGAUGGCCUAUUAAGAGAUGCAGGCACUGAGGUUGGCGGAGGCCAGAUGUGUGGGGACACCCUCCUCCAAGAGGCAUCCCAUGACACUUAACCAGGUGUGCUCUGCUGCUGUGGAUCUAUAACACCCUUCCCCAUUAUGGCUCAUCUCUGCCUCCCAGGGAGCCACGUGGGAGCCAGGUCCCACCAGAUUGUCCUGGGUGUGGGUUUCAGAAAGUCUCCUCUGCCAAUCAUUAGCAUCCAGAGGAAUCCAUUUCAUUAAAAAAUAUGUUUUUUGAAAAUCCCUCUGUGCCAGGCAGUGUUCUAAGCACUUAGGAUACAUCAGUGAACAAAGCAGCCCACACCCCUGUUCUUACCAUAAGCUAUUACGGUCUGCUGGGGUGGGUGGGACACUGAGCCAGGUGCUUGGCUUUAGGGAGCCCCUGGUCUGAGAGGACAGUGCAGUCAGGACAAGAGGGUAAUGAACCACUACAGUGAAUCUCCUACGUGCCAGGGUGAUGCAAACCCCUCAGCAUGGUCCUGGCUUCCUGCAGCCCCUUGGUUCACUUUCUCUGUGUCCUCCUCAACCCCUACCCAGGUGAAGAGCCAGGUGAGCCCAAUCAUCUGCUCUGGGAAGAAAGUAGCUGCUCAGGUGCCCAAUGUGGACAGUGAGGUCAGGCCUGAUUUUGGUUGUGUCUUGGGCCCUCUCGAGCUGGCCUUGUCAUAUGGGUGUCUGACCCAUGCCUGUCAUUUGAGAAGAGCAAAAUCGAGGGGAGGUUGGGGAUGCAUUUCCUAGAGAAAGGGAGUAUGGGGUUUGCUGGGCCUUAUGUAUCAUAUUAGGGACCUCUCUUAGGAUUUUAAAUCCACAUUUUAAAUCCCUGGCCUCUGGCUGCCAAGGACGACGCCUGAAACCAAAAGUUCUAAUUUGGGACAAAGUGAGAAAAGACACAGACCCAUGCCCAUCUUAACUCCAGAAUCUCCUGUGCUUAAGACAAAUCCGGACACUGGCCACCAGCAGCCUCUUCAGUGGGGGCCAGACAGUCGCCCAGGUCCCACACUUCUGCCAAGGCCCCAAGAGAAGGAGUGCCCUUUACUUGUCCGCCUUGGCUCCUGGCUGAGAGACGAGCAGCUGGAGCUCCCUGAUGGGCAGGCAGGGGAGCCCCUGAUUACGGCCAGGCAUCCGGCGCCUCGCUUGAGACCCCCUCCCCUGCUUUGUGUCUGUAUAAGAACUUUGUGUGGCCAGUCCCACUUUCCUUGUAUGAUAUGCCAUGUAUUUGCUUUUUUUUUGAAAUA
This is a messenger RNA of Sciurus carolinensis (gray squirrel), 5210 nucleotides long. It is a transcript of the gene Pkp1, whose product is annotated as plakophilin 1. Bases 243 to 2426 code for a protein of 727 amino acids. Gene Ontology annotation, molecular function: cadherin binding. Lineage: Eukaryota; Metazoa; Chordata; Mammalia; Rodentia; Sciuridae. The transcript is spliced from 14 exons. Gene Ontology annotation, cellular component: plasma membrane; cytoplasm; nucleus. The record is from RefSeq and is a predicted model, not a curated record. Gene Ontology annotation, biological process: cell-cell junction assembly; intermediate filament bundle assembly; cell-cell adhesion.